Molecule: messenger RNA, 2174 nt
Organism: Myodes glareolus (Bank vole)
Lineage: Eukaryota; Metazoa; Chordata; Mammalia; Rodentia; Cricetidae
Gene: Mog
Product: myelin oligodendrocyte glycoprotein
Biological process (GO): T cell receptor signaling pathway; regulation of cytokine production
Cellular component (GO): external side of plasma membrane
Molecular function (GO): signaling receptor binding
Source: RefSeq, a predicted model, not a curated record
CCAGCCUGGUCUACUUGUCAAGUUCCGGGGCAGUCAACCACAGGCAGACCUUGUCUCAGAAUGGGAGUUAGGGAAAAGGAAGAGAAAGAGGAGACUAGGCAAGGUGUGGUGGUUACAAAUCUUAGCAUCUCAGUAGGAAGGAUACAAAGACAAGAGGAUCAGUAAUUAAAGGUCAUCCUGUGCUAUAUUAGUUUGUGACCAGGCUGGUAUACAUGAUAUGCCACCCACACAAAGACAAUAGACACCUCAAGUCAAGACUGAUUCUUUUUUUUAUUUUUAAAAGCCUUCAAUGGUCACUCUCCCCCAGAUAGUUCUUGGUAGCAAGAGGAAUUAAACAAGCCUUACAGACUCUACAGAUCCCACGACUGCAUCCAGGGAGGGGAAAAGGGAAACGGCCCAGUACCAGUCAGCCGCUGCUCCAGUGCUGUGAGGGGGGAGUAGAGGCAAACCCUGGUCAUCAGUGGAUCAGUAGUCCUUUUGUGCAAAUGUCUGGCAGGGGUGACGUGGGGCCACUCCUCUGGGCACAGCUGUGGUAAUGCCCGGAUGGAGGUAGGGCCUGGGCAGUAGUGCCCUCCUAGAUCCUCCCGACAUGCAGCCUGGGGACCUCUGCUUGGCCUAACCCUACUUCCAGGGACUCUGUCCCCAGAAACCACAAAGAUGGCCAGUUUGUGGAGCUUUUCUCUGUCUAGCUGCCUCCUCUCCCUGCUGCUCCUCCUCCAGCUGUUCUCCAGCUGUACAGGACAGUUCAGAGUGAUAGGACCGGCGCAUCCCAUCCGGGCUUUGGUUGGGGAUGAAGCAGAACUGCCUUGCCGCAUAUCUCCCGGGAAGAAUGCCACAGGCAUGGAGGUGGGGUGGUACCGCCCUCCGUUCUCUAGAGUGGUUCACCUCUACCGAAACGGCAAAGACCAAGACGCAGAGCAGGCACCUGAAUACAGGGGACGCACAGAACUUCUGAAAGAUAAUAUCGGCGAGGGAAAGGUUACCCUCAGGAUCCAGAACGUGAGGUUCUCGGACGAAGGAGGCUUCACCUGCUUCUUCAGAGACCACUCUUACCAAGAGGAGGCAGCUAUGGAGCUGAAAGUGGAAGAUCCCUUCUACUGGAUCAACCCCGGGGUCCUGCUGCUGAUCGCACUUCUGCCUGCACUCCUCCUGCAGAUCUCUGUGGGCGUUGUCUUCCUCUUUCUGCAGCACAGACUCAGAGGAAAACUUCGAGCAGAAGUUGAGAACCUCCAUCGGACUUUUGAUCCUCACUUCCUGAGGGUGCCGUGCUGGAAGGUCACUCUGUUUGUUAUUGUACCUGUUCUUGGACCCCUGGUUGCCUUGAUCAUCUGCUACAACUGGCUGCACCGAAGACUAGCAGGACAGUUUCUCGAAGAGCUAAGAAACCCCUUUUGAGUGAUGGUGCCACUUUCUGGAAUGAACAGGAGCCUUGCAGACCCCCAGAGAGGGGUCGUUGGGGACGUCUCUCAUUAGCCUCUGUGCCACAGGCACUUUCCAAUCUACAUCUACAGAAACACCCUGGAUUCCAAAUACAAUUUGAUUUCCCUUCUUCAACUAUUUUCCUUUCCUCAGCUCCUUCCUUCCUCUAGUUUUUGCCUCCCACAUCUUUUUGCCCCUGUCUCAGUCUUCCUCCAGGAAGUACCCACAGCUGAGGGCAGGCAGUCUUUCAGAAGACACCUGUGUAUCAGAGUAAUGCAGGAGCGAUUCUGUCAAACAGGACAUCCAGCACCUCUGCAUUAGAAACUACGACUGAACAAAUGGUGGAUGUUUCUCCCAAGACUGCAGCCUUGUCUGGGAAGAGCAGCAAUGUAGACAGUAGGGGGGCAGGGACAGAAGAACUCACAAUACUGGGGAAGCUAAGAGAGACAGAGCGUGAAUAUGGAGCCUGAACCCACACCUGCAGAUGGGAUCUAAAGAACUCUGAGAACAUCACCCUGCUUGGGCAGCCUGUGGAAGGGAGGACCUUGGGAAACAAGGGUUGAGAACUGGGUGCCCUGUCUUUUCCCUUCUGCUUCCCUUAGCGUCCUUUAUACGUCUGCCCCUAUUUCUCCCAUCUUCGUUCCUCUCAGAACAUGCACUGUUUAUUCAGCUAUUACUACUUGAUGGUCUACCAGACACAACAAACUAGGUGCUAAUUAAUAAUACAGUUUACUGUGCACACUUCUCUUCCUUUC